Molecule: messenger RNA, 5615 nt
Organism: Monodelphis domestica (gray short-tailed opossum)
Lineage: Eukaryota; Metazoa; Chordata; Mammalia; Didelphimorphia; Didelphidae
Source: RefSeq, a predicted model, not a curated record
GUGAGUCCGCGGCUCCCGGCUCCUGAGCAGCAGCCGCCGUCGCCUCGCCUCCGCUCCUCAAUCCUGCGCCCGAGCCUGGAGGAGCAGGGGUCGGAGGAGCGGGCGAGGCCUCUGCCUUCGUCACCCCCGUAGGUAAGAUCUUUGGAUGUGACUAGACAAGAUUCCCACCACAGAUCCUUUUGGCUUAUGGAAAAGAAAUAUGAGGAGGAACUUUCAUUCUCACUUCUGGAUUAAGGAACAAAGGAAAACUGGGAAGAUCAAGGAAAGUCUUAAAAAUUGGAAGAAUCUUUUUAGAAAACAUAGCUGCAAGAAGCUUAACUGAAAUUAACUGCUUCCUUGCGAAUUGGGAAAAUUUCAUUCAUCAUUUUGGUAUAAACUGCAAAAUAAAUCAUGCCAGCUUUAUCAACUGGAGCUGGAAGUGACACAGGUCUGUAUGAGCUGCUGACUGCCCUGCCAGCCCAGCUGCAGCCACAUGUGGACAGCCAGGAAGACCUAACCUUCCUCUGGGAUAUGUUUGGUGAAAAAAGCCUUCAUUCACUGGUGAAGAUUCAUGAAAAGUUACACUACUAUGAGAAACAGAAUCCUGAGCCCAUCCUGCAUGGUGCAGCAGCAUUGGCAGAUGAUCUAGCUGAGGAGUUGCAGAACAAGCAAUUGAACAGUGAGAUCCGAGAGCUGCUGAAAUUACUGUCAAAACCCAAUCUCAAGGCUUUACUCUCUGUACAUGACACUGUGGCCCAAAAGAAUUAUGAUCCUGUAUUACCUCCUAUGCCUGAUGAUAUUGAUGAUGAGGAAGAUUCAGUAAAAAUAAUCAGAUUGGUCAAAAACAGAGAACCACUGGGAGCUACCAUUAAAAAGGAUGAGCAUACCGGAGCAAUCAUUGUGGCUAGAAUUAUGAGAGGAGGAGCUGCAGAUAGGAGUGGUCUUAUUCAUGUUGGUGAUGAACUCAGGGAAGUAAAUGGAAUUCCAGUAGAAGAUAAGAGACCUGAGGAAAUAAUACAGAUUUUGGCUCAGUCUCAGGGUGCAAUUACAUUUAAAAUUAUACCCAGCAUCAAAGAGGAUGUACCAUCUAAAGAAGGCAAGAUGUAUAUCAAAGCCCUAUUUGAUUAUGAUCCUUAUGAAGAUAAAGCAAUUCCAUGUAAAGAAGCUGGGCUUUCUUUCAAAAAGGGAGAUAUCCUUCAGAUUAUGAGCCAGGAUGAUGCAACUUGGUGGCAAGCCAAACAUGAAGGUGAUGCUAAUCCCAGAGCAGGCUUGAUCCCUUCAAAACAUUUCCAGGAAAGGAGAUUUGCAGUAAGGCAACCAGAAGUAUUAGUUCAGCCCCUGAAAGUUUCCAACUGGAAAUCAUCUGGUUUUCGAAGAAGUUUUCGUCUUAGUAGAAAAGAUAAGAAGACAAACAAGUCUAUGUAUGAAUGCAAGAAGAGUGAUCAAUAUGAUACAGCUGAUGUCCCAACAUAUGAAGAAGUUUCACCCUAUCGGCGACAAAAUAAUGAGAAAUACAGACUAGUUGUUUUGGUUGGGCCUGUGGGAGUAGGAUUAAAUGAACUGAAAAGAAAGUUACUGAUUAGCGAUACACAGCAUUAUGGUGUGACAGUGCCACACACUACCAGAGCAAGAAGAAGCCAAGAAAGUGAUGGUGUUGAAUAUAUUUUCAUUUCCAAGCAUUUGUUUGAGACAGAUGUACAAAAUAAUAAGUUUAUUGAGUAUGGAGAAUAUAAAAACAACUACUAUGGCACAAGUAUAGAUUCUGUUCGCUCUGUUCUGGCUAAAAACAAAGUUUGUCUGUUGGAUGUUCAACCACAUACAGUGAAGCAUUUAAGAACACUAGAAUUUAAACCAUUUGUUAUAUUUAUAAAACCCCCAUCCAUUGAGCGUCUGAGAGAGACCAGAAGAAAUGCAAAGAUUAUUUCAAGUCGAGAUGACCAAGGAACGGCAAAGCCCUUUACAGAAGACGACUUUCAAGAAAUGAUUAAAUCUUCACAGAUAAUGGAAAGUCAAUAUGGCCAUCUUUUUGACAAAAUCAUAGUGAAUGAUGAUCUCACUGUGGCUUACAAUGAGCUGAAAGCAACUUUUGACAAAUUGGAGACAGACACAUAUUGGGUUCCAGUGAGCUGGUUACAUUCAUAAGACUGAACAAGGUGUUUUAGAGUCAUCUUUUAAUAGGGUUUAUGAUUAGAAAGAAAGUAGUUGCCAUUUUGGUGAAAGGGUUUUUAAAUUCCUGUCACUGAUAGGUGGUUGUUUUUUAAAUCAAUAUCACUAUUGCAGUUGCAAUUUUGAUUAAGUUGAAUGCUGAUAUUAUUUUCUUCCUUAAAGUCCUUUACCAGACUUAAGGUGUGCAUAUAAGUUCUAAAUUUAAUUUAAAUGGAGUUUUGCCCAAUCCUCCGUUCUAAGCUAAGCUUCGAAACAUCUGGUUGUCUUUAAUAUAGCUAUAUAUCCACGAUGAGGUUUAAAUUUUUGUUUAAAAGAGAAGUCGCUAAAGACUUUAAUAUAUAUUGGAGAUCAGUGCUUCAAUAGUCUCAGAUGUGGUCACUGCCAUAAAGUUUGCAUGUUAGCAGUCGAAGGUAAUAUCAUUACUUUAAAUUGCAGUCCUUGAAACAAACAGGACAGCUUAAGGUUUUCUGGAUAGAUCAUCACAGUUUUAACUGGUCUGACUGUCAAGAUGGGUUCUCUUGCUAUCCCCUGAAAGUCUGAGGUUUUUUGGGUUCUUUUUUCUUUUUUUAAACCCAGACCAUAUAUUCACAGUGUGUAUAUUUAAACUUUUUCAUAAAUGAAUUGCCUGCUGAACUAUAAAAUGUAUUCUGAGAAGAACUUGCAUGCUGUGAACAGACUUUUACAUAUGUUUGUAGGUGGUAUAACAAAGGAAAAAUGAGUUUUUGUUUUAAUAUUACAUAUGGAACUUUACAAAAUUUUCCUUAUGGCUUUAACACUUUAUAAGUUAAGUAGUAUCUUAAGAUAAGUAACAACAAAACAACUUUUUAAAAAAAUCAUUGGCAAAAAAUUCUGGAGUCAUUUUUAAAAUAGAUUUAGUUGGUUACAGAUUUUCCAAUAAAUGAUAGAAAAGUAUUUAACAUUUAAAAACCAGAUAUACACAAGUUAUUGUUUCAAACACAGUAAAUAAGUGUUAUACUGAUUUAUUUAAAAUUAUGAGCAAUAUAUCACCAUGUGCUUUAAAAACACCCACUUCACUUAAAUUGUAAAACUUCACAUUUAAUUUUAGCUUUUAUUAUAUUAUUGAGACAAAGAUCCAUGUUUAAUAUUGACUAAACUCCAUUUCAACCUCCUUCAAUUUUCAUAAAAGUAAAUGAACAGACUGUGUUUAGACACAACAAUUAAAUGUGGUUUUUCCUUUUUUCCUGAUUUACCACUGAUAUGCAGAAAUUCAGUAAAAAGCUUUAACAUGCCUAUUAGUUACAUAAGUAAAUUUGCCCUGCAACUACAGAGUUCCGUAGACCUUGCUAACCAAAACCCAUCAUAUUUGUGAUAUUUGAAUAAGAAAUGAAUUAUUUUAUGUUCAUGUAUAAAGAAGAAUUUAGAUGUCUUGAUUAUAUAAAAAAAGAAUUUAGUGAAACUUUAUAUAUUUAUGAAAGGUUCAAAAGGGAUAGUAGGGUUUUUUAAUUCCUUGUCAGUAUAGUCAUUCAUAAAAUAGAUAUGUGAAAACACAAGUUGAAAUGGUGGUUUUGUAAAUCAGGCUCAACAUUCCAUGUAAAUAUUUGACCAUGGGUCAUACACAGGUGGAAAGAGCCACCAGUUUGUUAUUUUUUGAGUGCUCGUUGAAUAGCCUGGUUUCUCUAUGUAUUUGUUUCAGGCUUAUCAAGUGAAACCAGCAAAAUAUUAAAAACAGAAAUAUCCAAUAUUUUACUAGACUUGACACAUUGUUUCUCACCACAGAUAGCUAGAACACAAAUUUUCCUUAAAUCAUCACAAUGAUCAGUGAAUUCUCUGUCAAAUUUUUAUUACUUAUCUUUCUGUUCCAGACCCACAUAGCUACUAAGCCUGAUGCUGCUCAAGCUGCCCUGACAGCCUUUGAAAGAAAUAGGAGUUCUGGAUAAAUACUUUCUUUUUUGUACACUCAUGAAAAUGUCCUUUAUAUCAUGUGUAUUUGUAUAAAAUAUGUAUUAUUUAGGACUCUCACCUUCUUAACCAUCCCUCUCCUAAAAACAAACAACAAAAUUUGACCUGGAAUAUGCAGUGAGCUAAGGCAAUAUUUGAUUUUUCUGAAUGCCAUUGUCCAAAUAAUUGCCCUGAUUCUCCAAGUCAUUUUGUUUGUGGUUGAAGCUUUAAUUUGAUGCAUGUUCAGUCUUCUUGCUAUUGCUAAGAAAAUGUUCCAGAUUUUCCUGUUACUAUAAAUCUGAAGAAAAAAGUAGUUAUUUUUUUAUGGAUAAUUAAAUAAUAAUACCACAUACCCUAAAGAAUAUAUUCUGAUCUGUUUGAUUUUGGGGUCCGACCUAGGCAGUAUUUGUAUGUGAAGGCAGCCCAUUCCUACUAUUUUAAUGAGUAAAGAUGAUGGCAAUUUGAAAAGCUUUGCCCUUGGGGAAAAAAUGUCAGCUAAUGACAAUUAAGCACACUUACUUUUAGACCACAAUCCUAUAUCUUAAAAACAGCUUUAAUUAAAAUUUAAUCUGAAUUUGUUGGACCUAAGGAGAGCACAAGGGAUUUGCCGACAUCAUGUAGCAAGAGGCCGUUGAUUCUGUAUCUUGCCUCCUAACACGACAAUGGCUUUAUGAGCCUCACUGUAGCUCUUGGCAGUAGCUUAACAGACAUAUCCCAAUUCCCAGGCUGGAUUGUCAGCCAGCACGGAGAGCACGGGGAACAUUAAAUUUUUAAAAGUCUGUGCAUUAAAAAUCCAAGUUGGUAUAAAGACAAUCCAAGAGCAAGAUGGAAAAUCUACACUCCUCUGAUUGACAAGUUGAUACUAGUUGUUGUUGUUUUGAAGGAGAAGGAGGAAGUGGGAGGGAAUCUGAAGGAGGCACUAACAACUCCAGCGAAUUUUCAUUUUUCCUAGACGUUCUUUCCCUACAAUGUACACAUGACUGCAUGCUCUCGUUUCUAGGUUGGAAUAUGUAGCACUCAGAGUUCCUGCAGUAAAAAGUUGGCCACGAUUUUAUUCAUGCUUUUGAAAUAAAGUAUUUUGAAGAGAUUUACCUUAGUUAUUGAUUCACCAUGGUAGUCUAGAACGGGCUAUUGCUGGAGCCUUCCGCCAAUGUAGGAGAGCUUCUGCUGUCUGUGAGGCUGCCAUGACCAAAGCCACUCGUGGUCAGGGGAGCAGGACCUUCACUUUUCUGAUCCGCACUGCCGCUGUCAUAAAAGCCUCCCAAGAUAAAGACACUAUUAUUUAUUUCCGUUUUUCUUUUUGACUAGUAAGGCUUUAUCAGUAAAUACAAGAGAAGACUUAACGUUAAAGUAUAUGCGAUUCAGUUUGGGGUGUGUAGAGUUUUUUUGAGAACUGUCUGCCUAUCAGGAUCUCAUUGUACUUUGCUAAUUGCUCUAGCGGAACAGAUGUUCACAUUUUGUACUGUCGUAUCCGGCACCAUACUUGAACUUACCAUCAAUUUCUUAGUUGAUGCCAUGCCUGAAAUAUAAAUUUACUUUCUCUCACUGAAAAAUAAAUUAUUGACACAACA